CGCUCUCAAUUGAAAAACAGUUUUGUAUUAGGUGGGUUCGCGUUCGCUGGUCUCUAAAUUUGCGUAUUUAUUUAACCCAAUAAGGUGAUUUGCGUUCCUGAGUGAUUGCUAACAGUGUGGCGGUCAGGCUUUGUGUGGCUAUUGCCACCAACUUACUAACAAUCGUAUAUACUGUAUGUAUUUGUACCUAUUGCUAUUCAAGUGGCCCGUGUGUGCUAACACACUGUUUGGAAUUGUGAGACCAAACCGAUACCUAGUAAUUUAUGCAUUAUAUGCAGAUCGGUUGAAACACAGACUACGGCCCACCAGCUGAACGUGGUCGAACCAAUGCGAAGAGGUUUAAUGGGUUCGAUUUAACAUUUUGUUGGUCAUUUUUCCGUCUAGUGGUUGGAAACGCUGCGCGUACACUGACGAUCCAUUCGUAUUCGAACAUUCGAUCGUUUCAUAGUUAGGGAUCGCGAUAAGGUAGUUUGUGUCGUUACAGUUUUGAUUUCAGAUAAUUUGCGAAAAUGUGCAAAAUUAUUCCGGUGAUAAAUAUGAUUAAACUCUUCCAUGCGUUGGCUUAAUUCUUGUGAAACAAAGCGAACUUCUGCCAUUCGUAUGGGAGUUUGUAUUGUGUUGAUGUCAUAAACAAAACAGCUGCAAUCAAACGUAUUAUCGCGGCAGACAUUGGAGACAAUUCACUAAUAUUUUGGAUUACUUAAACAACAAACGUGUUUCACAUUUCUCACCGAGAUGGCGUUAGUGUUGCGUAAUAUUUACGAAACGUUCAAUUACUUUUUCAACGAAUACAAAGAUCCCCGAGUCGAACAUUAUCCUCUGCUAGGAUCACCAUGGCCGAUCGUAGCAAUUAUUGUGCUGUACCUAAAGUUCGUCAACGAUUGGGGUCGUCGGUUGAUGAACCACAGAAAACCAGUUGAUCUAACAACGGUUAUGAAUUUGUACAAUUUCAUACAGAUCUUGUUGAACCUGUACAUUGGCAUCGUUGGUGGUUUAAACUCUUACUUUGAUCCUGACUAUAGUUGGAGUUGCGAAACGAUCAAUCAGAAAGACAAUCCAUCGAGGCGUAAACUCAUAUUUGUAACUUAUCUUUAUUUUAUUUCUAAAAUUAUUGAUCUUCUAGAUACGGUAUUUUUUAUACUGCGAAAAAAGUACAAUCAGAUCACAUUUCUUCACACCUAUCAUCAUGCAGGAAUGGUAGUCGCUACCUAUGUAUUUACUAAAUUUUUAGCCGGAAGUCACGCAACACUUUUAGGAUUGAUCAAUAGCUUCGUGCAUGUUAUUAUGUAUUUUUACUAUUUUCUUACUUCCUUUAAACCGGAAUUGAAAAAUUCAUUAUGGUGGAAACGUUACAUCACCCAAGUACAGCUGAUUCAGUUCGCCAUAUUGAUGCUACAUUUUGGAGUGCCUUUAGUGGGAGGAUACUGUGAUUUUCCUAAUAUUCUUCUCUUUAUUGGUUUAACACAAAAUAUGUUUAUGUUCACAUUGUUUGCAGACUUUUAUGUUAAAGCGUACAUUAAAAAGAAAUAAAAUUUGCUUUACGAAUAAUAUACAAACAAGCAAAAA
Anopheles funestus (African malaria mosquito) is the source of this 1566-nucleotide messenger RNA. RefSeq names its product elongation of very long chain fatty acids protein AAEL008004-like. The record is from RefSeq and is a predicted model, not a curated record. The coding region runs from base 736 to 1530 and encodes 264 amino acids. Gene Ontology annotation, biological process: fatty acid elongation, monounsaturated fatty acid; very long-chain fatty acid biosynthetic process; fatty acid elongation, polyunsaturated fatty acid. Gene Ontology annotation, molecular function: fatty acid elongase activity. The transcript is spliced from 5 exons. NCBI's taxonomy places the organism in Eukaryota, Metazoa, Arthropoda, Insecta, Diptera, Culicidae. Gene Ontology annotation, cellular component: endoplasmic reticulum membrane.